Erythranthe guttata (spotted monkey flower) is the source of this 1701-nucleotide messenger RNA. Its product is annotated as amino acid transporter AVT6A. The record is from RefSeq and is a predicted model, not a curated record. Gene Ontology annotation, cellular component: membrane. Gene Ontology annotation, biological process: amino acid transmembrane transport. Gene Ontology annotation, molecular function: L-amino acid transmembrane transporter activity. Lineage: Eukaryota; Viridiplantae; Streptophyta; Magnoliopsida; Lamiales; Phrymaceae.
UUCUUAGAAAACCAUGACGACAACAAAGGGGCAGAAGAAAUCGAAGAACCCGUCGCGAAAGUCGAAAAAGGACGCGGUUUCCCUAACGAUAAAUGACGAAAAAGCCCCUCUCUUGAUGCCGAAGAAUAAGGCGGCAGAAGAAGAGCAUCAAGAAUUCAACGGGGCUUCGUUCACCGGAGCGGUUUUCAACUUGUCGACCACCAUUAUUGGUGCCGGGAUAAUGGCUUUGCCGGCAACUAUGAAAGUGUUGGGGCUCGGGCUUGGAAUUGCGGCCAUAGUGUUUGUUGCGGUCCUAACGGAAUAUUCCGUCGGGUUGUUGUUGAGGUUUAGUAAAGCGGGUGGGGCCCGCUCUUACGGGGGCGUUAUGGGGGGCGCGUUUGGGGUCGGGGGUAAAAGGGUCUUGCAAGUUUGUGUGGCGAUCAAUAAUAUUGGUGUGCUUGUUGUUUACAUGAUCAUAAUUGGUGAUGUGUUAUCUGGAUCAACUGCAAAUGGGGUUCAUCAUGCUGGUGUAUUGGAGGGGUGGUUUGGGGAACAAUGGUGGAAUAAGCGUUUCUUUGUUCUUGUUUUGACAACUCUUUGUGUCUUUACUCCGUUGGCCUGUCUCAAACGCAUCGAUUCAUUGAGACACACAUCUGCACUGGCAGUAUUUCUUGCAUUCGUCUUCCUCUUCAUCACAGCCGGCAUCUUCACCGUAAAAUGGCUAAACGGAACCACCACAAUGCCAAGAUUUCUCCCAAACGCCGCCGCGACCGACAUCAACUCAAUCUGGCAACUCUUCACCGUCGUCCCCGUUCUCGUCACAGCAUACGUCUGCCAUUUCAACGUGCACAGCAUAGAAAACGAGCUGGAAGAUCCAUCGAGAAUAAAAUCAGUGGUCAGAACUUCAUUAACACUUUGCUCAAUUACUUACAUAAUGACCAGUUUCUUCGGCUACCUUCUAUUUGGGGAUUCAACCCUAGACGAUGUUUUAUCCAAUUUCGACACGAAUCUCGGAAUCCCGUUCAGUUCUCAGCUAAACGACGCCGUACGUGUCAGCUACGCGCUUCACCUGAUGCUUGUUUUUCCGGUGAUAUUUUUCCCCCUUCGCCAGAAUUUGGAUGGGCUUAUUUUUCCAUCUUUGCCCUCGUUAGCUACGGAUAAUUUGAGGUUUGGGAUGCUGACAGCUGGGCUGAUUUCUGUUGUAUUUUUGGGUGCGAAUUUUAUUCCGAGUAUCUGGGACGCCUUUCAGUUCACCGGUGCUACUGCUGCUGUUUGCAUUGGAUUCAUUUUCCCUGCUUCCAUUGUUUUAAGAGAUGCUGAAGGGAUAAGUGGUACGAAGGACAAGAUAUUGGCGGUGUUCAUGGUUGGUUUGGCCGUGUUCGCAAAUUCGGUGGCUAUUUACAGCGACGCUUACGCUAUUUUCAGGAAAAACGUUUCACCUUCUCGCUAAAUCAAUGGGAAAUGUAUUGUAUUUAUUUUAUUUUAUGUUUGCUUAAUUAUUUAGUGAUUUGUUCUUCUUGUAAGAAAACCACAUUUUCCACGAAAUUGAAUGUUGACACAAUUUGCACCCUCCACUUGAGGAGGGAAAUGAUUUGUGUGUCAAUUUUGUGAUUAAAUAUAAACAUUACAUAUAUUUUGAUUGUAUCUUGCCGACAAACGAUGAUGAUUGAUUAAGUCGCGCUGUAGUUUACGAUAUUGUUAAGUGUAUAUUUUAACACUUUA